Blepharisma stoltei is the source of this 813-nucleotide messenger RNA. The record is from the annotation of a GenBank genome assembly. Lineage: Eukaryota; Ciliophora; Heterotrichea; Heterotrichida; Blepharismidae.
AUGGAAGAAAGAGUAAAAGCAAAUAUCGAAAAGCUCAAAGCAGAAACUCAACAGCACCUUGGAAGAAAUAAGCUAAUUUUGCUCUUCUUGUUUGUAUUUGCGAUCAUUGGGUUUUAUCUAGUCAUAAACUCUGCCCCUGCAUUUACUGAUGCUGAAAAAGAAAAAAUUUUCAGAUUUCCAAACACUGCUGAAAAGCUGGGAGAAAUGAGUCACGUGAUAUCCAAAUAUACAGAAAAAUACUACGUCUACGUCAUUUUCAUUCUAUCCUACUUGCUUAUUUUAUUAUGAACUUUUUUAUUACCUGGGGCUCCACUCCUUUUCGUGCUAUCAGGAGCAUUGCUAGGAUUUUGGACAAGUAUGAUCAUGGCGACUAUUUCUUUGGCUAUUGGCUCUGCUCUUUCUUACAUAUUAAUAGAAACUGUUGGCAAAGGCAUCGCUAUAAGACUCUUUCCUAACCCGAUCAGCAAAGCUUACACAAACGUAGAAAAACACAAGCACAAUUUGUUCUUUUAUAUACUUUCUUUGAGAGUGAUGCCUUUUGUGCCAAAGUGAAUCAUGACUAUGUCAAGUCCAAUAAUAGGCGUUUCUUUUAACACUUUUCUCGUUACUGCUGUCUUAGGAUUGCUACCUCAUAUUUUCAUUUUUGUGAAUACAGGGACGACGCUGACGUCUAUUAGCGAUUUAGGCUUAAACAGGUACUCUAUAUUAUCCCUAGCUGGGUUGGCUGCUUUAAGUUUAUUACCAACAUUCUUCACAAAAAAAACAGUGCAAGAUGAAGAUAAAGAGGAAGACAUUAGCCCUAAAAAAGACUAA